AACCCAUGUCAAAACUCGGGCUUUCGUGUCUGCUUGCAGGCGGAGGAGCUGAACACCAUCGUUGGCAAUGCUUUCCGCAUGGCGUACGUGGCGCAGCUUCAGCGCCAGCCGAUCCUUCAGGAUGUAAUCUCGCCGCGAUCGACGCCGUCUUAUCGCAAGGACAAGCAGGAGCAUCGAACGUCGUGGAACAAAUCGCUGGCUGGGGGGGACGACAACACGGUCGCCGCGGGCGCUUGCAGGAGUCCGUCGUCGAACUCGUGGCUGAAGAGUCGGACGUCGCCCACCACCAGGACUGGAAGGGGUCCACCCGCAGCAGCGGAUAUGAACGUGCAGCUCGGCAGCGCCGGCUCGCCCACGCUGCGGCUCGCCAGCGUAAAGACGCCGAACUCGAUCCCGGGUCUGCGGCCGUCGUUCACGAACGUCCUCGGUCCCAUUACGGGCGUGGACGAGCCGAAGAGCAUAUCCCAGCAGAGCACGCCGAGCAGCGACGAGAGCAACUCGCCGACGGAGUUGAACUCGUACAAGAGGCUAACGGACAAGCCGCCGCUGAUAAAGCGGCUGGCGAUGGGCUUGACAGGUGGACGCGACGUUCUUGGGCUGAACGGUGAGGAUGACAGCUGCCCGCUCGUCAGCGGUAGCAGCACGCCGACCAGCCCGUCAAAUAGGCCCCACUCCGGGGGCUACAUAAACGAGGCGAUCAUCGACUCGGAGGGCACGAGGCCGUCGUACAACAAGAUCCCGCCGUCCGAGAGCCUCGACAAUACCAUCAACGCGUCCAUCACCAACGCGAAGAACUUCAACAUCGAGAACAACAGGAUAGGGCACAAUUGCCCGGACUCGGGCACGGAGGCGGAAUUCAAGUCGAAAAGAAGAUCGCAAAUUAGCACGUCGAGCAGCUCGGUACCCGCUGACGGAAGCACUCAUGGCUCCACGCCAACCCCGCCGCCUUUACCCGAGAGAACAGACAGCCUGAAUAAUCGAAGCGAGGAGGCCGAGCUACGCAAAGCGCCCUGGUUUCAGGCUGGAAUACCCAGAGAGAUAACGCUGGAGGUAUUGAGCCAGGAGCCGGAAGGAGCAUUCAUGGUGCGCGAGAGUACCAGCAAGCCCGGAUGUUACGCCCUCUCCCUCCGCGUGCCCCGUGAAUUCCAGCCGAGCGGGAUAGCCCAUUAUCUCAUAAUGCGUACAAACAAAGGUUACAAAAUCAAAGGCUUCACGAAAGAGUUUACGACGCUCACCGCGCUAAUCACUCACCACUCGGUCAUGCCGGAAUUACUGCCGUGCCCGUUGUCGCUGAGCCGAUAUAAUCCGAGCUUCGUCAAGACUGACUCCAGCAAGGAUUUCGCGGACAUCGACUCGGACCCGGAUUACAAUACCCUGGCGGAUUUUCGCAAAAUGAUGGCCGAUCUGAACGUUUAGAACGAUCGUCGAGGCUUCACUUCCUCUCUUUUUGCACUUUUCCGUGAUUUUUUUUAUCGCGAUUCACGUGAAAAACCGGUUGGAAAAUAGAUUGCGAGGCACCGUUCGGUAUUAUUUUGUACCUGGAUCGAUUUUGUGCCAUUGCAUCGUACGUAAAAGGACGACGUCUUACACUCGCGAUCGCGUAGUCCGCGAGGAAACGAUCUCCGCCCCCGGGAUAGUUUGGUGCAGCGCACAUUGGACGACGCUUAGUUAAGAACGAAUCUAUGUUCCGGAAAGACUCGCACAGCCACCAGUGAUACAUACUCGUAAGUCAUUAAUAACGAUAAGAAACGUAUAGCGUAUACACAAAAAAAAGAAUAUCAAUUCUACCACCAAGAAAAACGAUUACUCAACUUACUUUUCUCCCUAAUAACUAACGGUUAUUUUCAACAAAGAAUAUAUAAAAUCUAUGAUAGACUUGCGGAUAUAAAAAACUUAUAAUUAUUUGAAGAAAUACUUGAUAUUUAUUUAAUUCAAGCAGAUAUUUUUCUGUGUGUACACAGAAGUGUUUUAAGUGAAUAUUACAUUUUCAAGUAAAUAUUAUCUAUUAUUAAAUUAUCAAGAUAUUCGUUGAAGAUAAUUGUUACUUAAAAGAAGAAAACUAAGAAAUAAGUAACUGCUUUUCUUAACAUGAGAAUGAUAUUUUUUUCUGUGUAGAUAAUUUAAUAACUGCUAGUGUUACACGGACGCGUGACUGAAAUAGCGAUGCGACUUUUUUUCGUUUUGUAUUACAGCACACGCGAGAUGUUAGUUUUUAGUUUAAGUUUAAUGUAGCGGACGAGGCGAAACAAUUGACGUCCGUCGAAUCUUCAAUCAGAGUAAAUUAUUUUCGCGAAAUAUACGUUCACGAGCGCUCGUUACGAGGAUUAUUAUAUUUUUUUCGCGAGUUUCUCUACGUUAAAUGAAAACAGAUCGAAUUUUGUUAUCGUUUGGAUCGUCCCCGACAGUUGCAACGAUGCCAAACGAUUCGUAUGAUAUAUCUUUGUUAUAAAAUGUAUGAUAGAAUCGAGUAUAAUUGGAGAAUUAAGAAGAUGAGAGGAUUCAAUUCAUUGCGUUCAAAUACAAAGUGAAUUUUAAUUUAUGAUUCGUUAAGAGGACGUCAAAAGUACAUAACGAUGCAGAAGAAAACGGAGGGUGAUAUUUUACAUGAGGGACGAUGUUCUCUCCGAGAGAAAAAUCGAUACCUUCUUUCAGGACAGCGUUUACAUUAAGAUAUUUAUCCAUUUAGUUCCUCUCAUGAUUGCAGCUUCAUGGCGUUUGAAAGUGAUCUAGUAAUUUUUAUUUGACUGAAACGAUUAUCUAAUACUUUUCUAUAAGAUGUAACUGAGGAUUGUAUUACCAUCGUCGCACAUAACGUAAACUGUAUUUUGUCGCUUCGAAAGCAGGAAGGCUGUCGUGUAAUACGAAAAACGCAAUCGCCUUCUUCUUUAUAACUUUUACAAUCAAAAGUGUUCACUUGAAAUGCGAGAAGUACGAGGAACCGUCACAUAUCCAAGCGGUCACGAUAACAUGAAAAUGAGUCAUGAUUGAUAAAAAAAGUAACUUUUAAUAAUCACUUUGGACGUCAUUUCGAUAUCAUCAAUAACUUUUUUUUUAUGCUUGGAUAUUCUGUAUCUCGAAACAAAGACCUAACUACGAUAGUUAAACCGCUUAAAGGUAUUGAACUUGGGAGCAAAAUGAAGAUGUAACUAGUUUAUUAUCGAAUCUGUAUAUGUGGAAAGUUGAAUACUUUCAUUAUCAUUUAAUCGCAUUCCCGAUGGUAUAUCGCAAUCCGAUGAUAUAUCGGGGACCAAAAACGAAAAUAACAUUCGUUAUAAUUUUGAUGAAACAAUUCAUUCUAGUGUAACAUUGAAAAUGGAGUAAAUAAUGUUGAUUGUAUCAUGUUUCAACGCGUCUCUCGUAUAAAAUAAAAUAAAAACGAGAAACAAAGAUUUUCUGAUUUGUUUCUCAUUCCAUUGCAAAUAAUAAGUUAUCAAAUAAUAUUCAAAUUUAAUGAAAUUAUAUUCUAUAUUAGUAACUUGAUAUGUAUUUUGAAUAAAAUUUAAAUCAAGAGGGAGUGCGAGAGAAACAAUGGAAAGAGUAAAAAAUGGAUGACACUGUAUAUUUUUCACUUUUGGUCCCUGAUCGCAAUAUUGAUGUACAUGUGUUUAUAUGUAUAUAUAUGUUAUUAUUCUCACUCGCGCGUUAUACUUCCACACAUAUAUUUAAUUAGUGUGAACGUCAAAGAGGAUUAGUAAAUGGCAUGGAAUCUUGGAAAUACGAUUACGCCUAAGAAAGGACACAAAACUUUCUCGCGAAAUUUCGAUUCAGCGAAACACGAAUUGCUAUAAUAGGCGAUAAUUUAGUUUCUUAGCUAUCCUAGUCUUGUACAGAAAUUUCGCGCAUAGCUACGACAAUGGAAAUCAUACGAAUAUGCAUAGAUAAUUAUUGUAUUUAAACGAUUCUCAGCGACGAUCAGACACUAAAUCGCGUGGCACCUUUUUAUACAUGAGAAAAUAAUUUUCCGAGCAUAAUCACGUAUUAUCGAUUUCUUGGCUCAUGCAUAUACAAACAAUUUAGAUCGCAUCGAAAUCUAUAAAACUGCCAGUGUACUAUCUCAUCAGAAUCAUUCGACUGUCAUUUAUUACGAAACGUAAGAGCAAAUCUCGAUUUGUUAAAUAAAUUUUAAUGCCGUAGGGAAUAUACUAGAAUGUAAAAACGAUAUAUAGCAUACAUUUUGUAGCAUUGAAUAUUAAAUUUUCCAAAAAUGACAGCGGUUUCGAUUCCUGAACGAGUGAGGCGAAUGAGAAUACGUCGACAACGUUCAUCGACAAGUUUUCAUAUUCAGAUUCAUAUCUAGUAACGCAUUGUGCUGGGAGAAAGCUCAGAAUUGAUGCAUAUGGUGCAUUGAAAUCGUAUGUAUGAUAUGUAUAAUAGAUUUGUGCGAAUAUGAAUCGACUGUGACUUUCUACUUCUACAAUGUGUUCCUGUGUAAUGCUUUAAUGACAACGCAAAUUAUCAAAUUAUAAGAAAGGAGAGAAAUCUCAUAAAAUAUCUGCAAAUUUCAUUAAAUUCCUUUUUUAGAGAUCUUUUUUAAGAUCACAGCUGCAUUAAAAGUGAUGUGUCUUAUAUUGUUAAUCUCACACACGCGCACGAUUUAUUAAAUCGCGCAAAAAAUUUUAAAAUAGUGUUUUUGGGAAAUAUAUAUAAAAUUAUAUAAAAUUGAAAAUAAUGAGAAAAAAACGAAGAAAAGUUUGUAUUACGAAAUCGAUUAAUGCGUGCUAAGAUAAUCGCGCAAGAAACGCAGCAUAAUUAACUGUUGUAAUGUACGCUACGCAUGACAUUAAUCACUGCUUGAGGUUUGUAAUGUUUUAUGAAUUUAUUAUCGCGAUGCGUUGUAUAAUGUCAAGAGAAAUUAUUUAUUGCAAUAAAUAUAAUACAAAGU
Messenger RNA from Monomorium pharaonis (pharaoh ant), 4882 nucleotides. Its product is annotated as tensin-1. The annotation marks the transcript as partial. The transcript has 6 exons. The record is from RefSeq and is a predicted model, not a curated record. NCBI's taxonomy places the organism in Eukaryota, Metazoa, Arthropoda, Insecta, Hymenoptera, Formicidae.